Molecule: messenger RNA, 499 nt
Organism: Volvox carteri f. nagariensis
Lineage: Eukaryota; Viridiplantae; Chlorophyta; Chlorophyceae; Chlamydomonadales; Volvocaceae
Gene: rpl29
Product: component of cytosolic 80S ribosome and 60S large subunit
Exons: 4
Coding region: 29-193 (54 amino acids)
Biological process (GO): cytoplasmic translation
Cellular component (GO): ribosome; cytosolic large ribosomal subunit
Molecular function (GO): structural constituent of ribosome
Source: RefSeq, a predicted model, not a curated record
CUUUGCUGUUGCAUAUAGUGCCGCGACCAUGGCCAAGUCUAAGAACCACACGGCGCACAACCAGAACCGCAAGGCGCACAGGAACGGUAUUAAGAAGCCGCAGAAGCAUAAGUACGCCUCGCGCAAGGGGAUGGACCCCAAGUUCCUGCGCAACCAGAGGUACGCCAAGAAGCACAACAAGAAGGCGGAGUAAGCGGCCAUGAGGAGGCCUACAGACGUGUCUUUCCUGGCUAUCGCCAGCUGUGGCUGUGCGGCACCUGUGUAACGCAGUUCCUGGACCCAUGUAGACCCUUUUUCCCCGGGGGCUGCGAUUGUGCAUGUGAAAACCGUAGGAGCCAUACCCAACCUUUUCCGAAUGGGUUGUGUGGUCGGUUUCGGAGCCGUGGGGGCCCCACCAUGUGGCGUGUGCCCCUAGACGGCGCGUCUUGUUUUCCAGACUUGUGCUCACCAAAGUUAGGGCAACAUUAACACCCUUGACGGCAGUAACCAUCAUGUAUAG